AUGGCCAUGCCCUCGAGCGCACACUACAGCUCCGCGCUCAGCGUCUCCGUCAAGCCCCUCCAGUCGUCGUUCUUCGCUGGCGAAGACUUUGUCUGCACAAUCACCUUCACAAACACCAACCCAAAAGUCACUCACACCCAACCCAUACCACAGACCGCUGCCUUCUCAGCCAACGCAACCUUGCACAGUCACCCCGACGACGCAGCUGCCUUUGACGAUCCUGCCACCCCCACCCAGUCCCCAGCCUACCAUGCCGGCCGCCGCGUCGUCUCCAGUCAGCCCUUUUCAAAGACGCACUCCAACAAGUCAAAGAGCGUCGACGUCAGGGCAAUCGCCUCGCCACACAAGCCCACCACCACCAACACCGCCUCGUCCCACUACUCUCUAGAUGGCCAGCUCACCCGUUCCCGCAGGUCAAAGGCGCUUCUCAGGCAGAUGGACGGAGAACAGCUGCCAGAGCGCAAGGGCCUCAUCGGGGCACCACACCCCGCUGCCCUCUCAUCCGCACACUCCUCCACCACCUCCUCUUCUGCCGCUUUCGCGCCAUGGGUCAACCUGCAGUCCAACUCCAACGCUUCGUCACAGCGGCAGCACGCAAAGUCGGCCUCAGUUUCGGUCGGCCCUUGGAACACUGCCGCGGAUCGAGGCGGACUCGGUCUCGGCAUUCCGCCGCCUUCCUCGUCCGAGCGGCCCGGUGUCUCUCCGCAUCGCAUCGCACCGCCGGCCCAAGAGGCUCUCGCUCGCCUGCAGAUCAGCCCGUCGCCAUCUCAUUCCCCUUCCCCCGUCGGGCCUCGCGGCUCCUCGCUCGGCCCCGCCCUCGGUGGGCCGGGUCGAAAGACUUCAGCCACCAUCUCGGCAAAGCACCCGCACUCGCGCAAGAAGUCUGUUGCCCAGACUCAGGCAGAAGACCUCACAGAGGCCUUUGAGCUCGACCCAGCCAACGAUCGAGCCAUCAUGGCCCCCGCCAUGUCUGCAUCCACGUCAUCAUCCGCGUCCACCCCAUCCACGCCGGUUGGCCGCAAUCCUUCGCAGAACAGCCCAUGGGGAAGCGACAACUUCUACAAGCUCGGCCAGAACGACACCAUGGAGAGCGUCUUCCGCGACUCGAUCAACGACUGGUCGCAGGACAUGCGGAGGCAGGGCGGCGGCGGCAGCGCAAAGAGCCCGCUCUACCCGAACAAUGAUCUCCUUCCACCGGGCACCGAAAAGAUCCUUUGGUCUUUUGCACAGUUCGGAGGACUGGUCGAGAUCGACGAGAGCCUCGUCAAGCCUGGCGAUUUCGAGAACCUCAAGCAGCGCCUGGCCUACGGGGACCUCACAGGUGCCUCGGCGUCGUCGGUGCCCGGAACGCCUCGCGGCGUGAUCGGAGGCGGCGAUCUCGGCCACGAGGAGUCGGACAGUGCCGGCGGCGUCUCUCGCAAUGGCCGUUCCUCGAGCUGGAGUGGCUACCUUCGACAUGCUCUGGGAUCGGGUGGCGGCGCAUCCGGCCUGAGGGGGAGGCAUCGGCGCACCGGAUCUACGCUGCAGGAUACCAGGGAGCGCACGCUGCAGAGCCGCAGCGUGCCGACCUUCUCGUCGCCUCCAAGCAUCCUCGCCGUCGAUCUGACAUUGGGACCCGAGGAGAGCAAGUCCUACACCUUCCGCCUCCAACUGCCAGUGGACUUGCCUCCUUCCUACCACGGAAAAUCGAUCAAGUUCCAGUACAAUCUCAGCAUCGGGACGAACAAGCUCGACACGGCGGUCAACGCACGGCAAGCCCAGCGCAGCCGUCUGAUCCAGGUGCCCAUCCGCGUUUACAACCAUGUCACCACAUCGGGCAUCCGCCCUUUUUACGACCUGAUGAACCCCAUCAUACUGUUGCGAGAGCAGGCGGUGGUCGAGGCCGACGAUGGCACAGGCCCAUCCACGAUCAGGGAACACGCUACCGCCAGUAGGCAGGGACGACCCCAGAUCAAGACAACGCGAGCAGAGCUGGAAGGCUAUGUCCGCGAGCAGCUCCGGUCGCGCUCGCCAAGCGGCGGUACUGUCGCACAAAGCGGAACAGGAUCGGAAGGCCUCGAUCCAUUUGGCAUGACUGAGGGUCUGCCGCAGGAAAGCUGCAAAGCUGCCGUCGAGACGCUUUCGCGGACUUCGAGCAAGGUGUCGUACGACAUAUCCAAGGACUCGAAAGUGGCCGCCGUCCUGACGCUGGUCAAGUCCCGCUAUCGGCUGGGCGAAACAGUGAUGGCCAUGAUCUCGAUCAACCAGCCGGGCUCGCUGGCGCGGAUCGCGAGGUUCGCGGCUACGCUCGAGACGUUUGAGGAAGUGCAGCCUUCGAUCGCGCUGCUGCCGCCGGGGAGGAUGCAGAGGACGACGCGCAAGGUGCACGCAGAGUACCACGAGUCGACGCUCGACAAGGGAAGGGUCAGCUUUGCCCUGCCCGUCCCCAGCGGCGAAGGGCCUGAAUUCGUCACGAGCGGCGUCAAGUUGAACUGGACGCUGCGCCUGUCGUUCCUGACGAUAUCGCGCAUCAAGCCACCACCACCGACCGACGGCCGACGGGCACCGGCCAGGAAACCGCCACCGGUCCACCUGGUAGACUCGAGCUCGGACGGAUUCGCACUGUACCACACGUCCAAGCGAGCCCUCACCUCGCUGGCCGGUCCCAUUGUCCACAACGACGACGGGGAAGAGGACGGCGAGGAGGCGGAAGCGGGCGCGGGAGGGGGUGAGACCAAGUUGGAGACGGUCGAAUGCUCGGUCCCCAUCACGGUCCUGCCCAACAGCACCGGGUUCAAGGUCGGCGCGGCCGUCUUUUUCGCUUGA
This is a messenger RNA of Pseudozyma flocculosa PF-1, 2805 nucleotides long. RefSeq lists its product as uncharacterized. Bases 1 to 2805 code for a protein of 934 amino acids. Gene Ontology annotation, biological process: retrograde transport, endosome to Golgi. Gene Ontology annotation, cellular component: Ric1-Rgp1 guanyl-nucleotide exchange factor complex; Golgi membrane. The record is from RefSeq and is a predicted model, not a curated record. The transcript is spliced from 5 exons. NCBI's taxonomy places the organism in Eukaryota, Fungi, Basidiomycota, Ustilaginomycetes, Ustilaginales, Ustilaginaceae.